Silurus meridionalis is the source of this 1564-nucleotide messenger RNA. RefSeq names its product phytanoyl-CoA dioxygenase domain containing 1 (gene phyhd1). NCBI's taxonomy places the organism in Eukaryota, Metazoa, Chordata, Actinopteri, Siluriformes, Siluridae. The transcript is spliced from 13 exons. The coding region runs from base 246 to 1127 and encodes 293 amino acids. The record is from RefSeq and is a predicted model, not a curated record.
CUCUCUUCCUUUCUCUCGCUCUCUUUCAGUUACAUACAGUGAGCUCACCAUAACUUCAUAGAUUAUAUGACUUUAUAGAUUAUAACAGUUACAAGGUUGCCACAGCACUGAAAAGAGAUCUUUUUUUAUAGAAAUAACAAUAAAACAAGUAACUAAAUAAACCAUCACCCAAACAAACAAUCACUCAGUCAAUCUGCUAAAGUAGGAAUGAACAACCUAUUGGUGUCAGACAUCCACAAGUAAGGAUGGAUGGUGUAUCACAGCAGGAUGUCCAAAAGUACCGUGAAGAUGGUUACCUGGUGCUGGAGGGGUUCUUCAGCCCAGAGGAGUGUGAUGUGCUGAGAGAACGGAUGAGUGAAAUAGUGGAACAGAUGGAUGUUCCAGUUCACUGCCGCACUCAAUUUUCUACUGAUCACGACGAGCAGCUGAAGACCCAGAUGCAGGGAAAUGCAGAUUACUUUAUCACAAGCGGGGACAAGGUCUGCUUUUUCUUCGAAAAAGGUGUCUUCAACGAAAACGGGGAGUUUACUGUCCCAAAGGAACGCUCACUGAACAAAAUCGGACAUGCUCUCCAUGCCCAUGAGCCUGUAUUUAAAUCCAUCACACACUCUCCUAAAGUUCAGAACUUGGCCAAAAAACUGGGGCUGAUAAAACCUGUUGUUUUACAGAGCAUGUAUAUUUUUAAGCAACCAUGCAUUGGUGGAGAAGUGACACCUCAUCAGGAUGCCACCUUCCUGUACACGGAGCCUUUGGGGAAAGUGAUGGGGGUGUGGAUCGCUCUAGAAGAUGCAACCCUUGACAAUGGCUGCCUGUGGUUCAUACCAGGCUCGCACAGGAAUGGAAUCACCAGGCGGAUGGUUCGAACCCCAAAAGGCUCAUUUCCUCUAACUGAUUUUAUUGGACGAGAACAAAAUUACCGUGACGAUCUCUUCGUAGCAGCACCUGUCAAGAAAGGUGGUGUGGUUCUAAUCCAUGGCGAAGUGCUCCACCGGAGCGCUGAGAACACCUCAGACGCAUCCCGCAAUGUUUACGCCUUCCACAUCAUGGACUCUGAGAACACCUGCUGGAGCUCUGAGAACUGGCUACAGCCAACUGAGGAGCUUCCCUUCCCAUCUCUCUACACCUAAAACUGCCUGCUUCACUGUAUCCACCCUGUUAAUGACAAGUCUCAUUAACUGUUUUUAUGUUAAAACCUUCUUGUCAAUUCAGAGUGAUGUUAUUUUUAACAACUUAGAUAUGUGACUUGAAAAUGAACAUAUAUUGUAAAAUAUCACUUUUAAUAUGCAACUCAAUCAUUUUUAAACAUUGUACUCACCAUGUACAUAGGAUUUUAAAUGAUGUCCAUGGAGAUGAUAUUGAAUUAUAAUAUUUUAGAAACUAUGCCCAUAUUUGCAUGCACAAAAAAUCCCCAGACCAUUUUCUUAGACAUACACCUGAAUGAUUGUAUAGUAAUUGUGCAUGAUGUUAAUGAAGAAUAAACCUAUAUUGACUUUAUUUAGACUUUGUAUAUGUAAUAAACCUGAUUAAAAGGGCAUUUUUAUUUUUAAUAAAGUGAUAUUAUGAA